UGCUGUACCUUUUCGAUGGCAGGCAUUGCAUCUUGCACGUUGCACGGCACCUGCUGACGCGAGUAAACAAACUUGACGAUGCGCUUCAAGCCGGUUUGUGCGAUUUCUCGUGAAAAACGCGAGCCAGACUUGGUCCUGUCGGUUUUGAUCAAUCGUCAAUUGUGAUUCAUCGUUUCGGACGUGGAGCGGACGGUUCCUUCCACUCGGGGUGACUGGUGAGGUCGGUGAGGAUGAGCGUGCGGCAGUACAUCCAUCCGAGGAACAAGUAUAAACGACCGCCGGAUUACAAGCAGCUCGCGGUCAUGUAUCCGGAGUUCCGCGAAAUCGCGAUAAUGGACUUUGUGGGAAAGGUUAGGAUCGACUUCAAAGAGAGGAAGAGCCUGCACGUGCUUACGGAGACACUUUUGAAGCAUGAUUUUGAUCUACAUGUGAACAUCCCGGCGGAUAAUCUGAAUCCGGCGAUUCCCCUGCGCUUGAAUUAUAUUCUGUGGAUGGAAGAUUUGAUGACUCAUUCUAAAUUAGAGAUGGACAAAGUCACGGGCAUCGACAUCGGAACAGGAGCAGUUUGUAUAUACGCUCUGUUGCUGGCAAAAAUCUACAAAUGUCAAGUGAUUGGUACCGAAGUGAAUGAGAGAAGCAUGGAGCAUGCCCAGAAAUGCGUAAGGAGGAACGAAUUGCAAGAUUUAAUUGAAAUAAUUACAGUGAACUCCGAUAAAAUUUUUAAGGACGUGGUACAGACCGAUAGAGUUUACGAUUUCUCAAUGUGCAAUCCGCCGUUUUUCGAGAGCGAGGACAACGGCUUCGAAAAAAUCGUGAAGGUUCUGCCACCGAGAAAUGCGUCUACCGGAAAUGAUGGCGAGCUGAAGAUCGAGGGUGGCGAAGUGGGCUUUGUGACGAAGAUGAUCGAAGAGAGUGUUGAAGUGGGAGAUCGAAUAAAGAUCUACAGCACAAUGAUCGGUAGGAAAGCCGAUCUGGUCAGUUUAAGACGAUUGCUAAGAUCAAAAGAUAUAAAGAAUAUGACGUGGACGGAAUUCUGCCAAGGGCACACAACACGAUGGGGUUUGGCUUGGAGCUUCCUACCGCAAAGUAUUGUGAAUCUCACUACAGCACCUGUCAUCAGAAAACGCGGAAAGUCCAUAGUGCAAUCGUUGAGAAAUUAUAAAACUUCGAUAACGUUUCCCGUGGAGGAUAAAUUUUCUUGCGUAGAUGAUAUAAUAAGCUUCUUGAGAUCAACGGCGGAAGAGUUAAACGUCAAAUUGCAAGAUUUACCCGUUCCUGAGGACAGUUUCGACGGCUGGGCGUGUCAAGUAACUGCAAGAGAAAGAUCAUGGGAGCAUACGCGCAGAAAGCGGCGUUUAGCGCAACAGAUUGUAUUAAAACGAGCGAAAGGUGAAGAUGGCGAGUGUAUUGAAGCGAAUACGUGCGCUGAAGAAACUUCGAAAACUGAGAACGUCACGACGGUCACGACGAAUCCGCACGAAGAAAAUUCUGAUAAAGAAAUACCUGACAAAGACGUCCCUCUGCUUGUUUGUAAGCUCUGGGUAGAGGCUGAAAGCCUUGAUGAUUCUCAGGAUGUAAUUACACAAUCUGACGAGAUACUCAGGAUGUGGAUGGUGUUCGAAAAUGGGUAUGGCGGUUUGGACGCGUUACAUUCGCUGCGACAGUACCUGAUAAACAAACUGGGAGUGAGGGAGAAGAUUCUAGAUAAUCCGUCAAAAUUUAAGAGAAAGAAAAAGAAGACAAAAGAGUCGCUGCUCUAGUCGUAAUCAGGCGGUAGAAAGGAUUCAGCGUACAAUAAAUAGGUUGCAGAAAAUUCUGAAGGUUCUUAAAUUAGAUCGCCAUGUUACAUAUAAAACAAUUUAUUCCAUGCAACAUGUUGAAGAAAAUCUGUAAGGAUAGUAAUGUAUGUCUACAGGAUCAUAGUAUAUGUAAACCAAGUUUGUAACGUUCUUUUUAUUUUAUGAUAUAUGUGAAGUUUUGUAAUUUUAUUUAUAUAAU
Molecule: messenger RNA, 1998 nt
Organism: Temnothorax curvispinosus
Lineage: Eukaryota; Metazoa; Arthropoda; Insecta; Hymenoptera; Formicidae
Product: U6 small nuclear RNA (adenine-(43)-N(6))-methyltransferase-like
Exons: 6
Coding region: 231-1760 (509 amino acids)
Biological process (GO): rRNA base methylation
Cellular component (GO): nucleus
Molecular function (GO): 23S rRNA (adenine(1618)-N(6))-methyltransferase activity
Source: RefSeq, a predicted model, not a curated record